Messenger RNA from Diatraea saccharalis (sugarcane borer), 2246 nucleotides. The record is from the annotation of a GenBank genome assembly. NCBI's taxonomy places the organism in Eukaryota, Metazoa, Arthropoda, Insecta, Lepidoptera, Crambidae.
GGAUUCGUUUUCAAAUGUCAAUUUUCAAUGUCACUUCAGCUGGAAGAAGAACUUUUAGUUAAUUUUCCAAAUUUUAAGGCGCUAGUUAUUUCCCUACGGAGGAAUCGUCGCAAAACUAUAAUUAUUACAUUUUUAAUUUGACUGAUAAAUUUCAGAUGAAAAUAAAGUAAAGCUUACUUACGUGCCAGGAGCAGUUUUGUACGAGUAUGUUGGAAAUCAGAAACCCAGCGCUGACGUAGAGUAUGAGAUAGGUGAAGAAGCCAUUGAUUCUGAGCCUUCCUCGGGCGAUACAGAAUCAAUUAACAUAUCAUCUGAUUCAAGUACUUCAUUAGAAGAAGAGUUGAUCUUUAAACAAAAAUCUAGUAAGAAAUCUAAGAGGCCUACAACAGCUACCAUUAAAAAUAAAAACGCUGGUGAAGUUGACACUAAAAAAUCUGCAGAAAAAACAAAAGUAGAAGAUUCAAAAAACAAAACAAAGAAACAAGGUGAUUCAGAAAAGUCAAUAAAAACGAGUGAGAAGCCUGAAUUUGGUAGUAAUACGAACUCAAACGACCUGAAGAGUUCGGAGUCAAAAAGUUAUUCUGAUAAUAACGUCAGUAAAAUGAUUUCACAAAAGCCGGAAGUUUCAAUGAAUGAAACAAAGAAAGUAGGUGACAUGAAAUCUAAGAAGAGAGACAAUAUCGAUGACCAUGGUGGGCAAAAUAGCAAGGACUUAGAUGAUUCACAUUUAGUGUCACAAGACCAACAACAAGGAACUAGUGUUUCAAGCUUAAUGUCAUCAUCAUAUGAAACCAUGCUAAAUGUCGACCGAGAAGAAGCUAAACAGUCCAUCAUAAACACAAUUAAUUCUUAUGAGGAUAACAGAUUUCCAUCGCAAGGUGUAAAUUACUCGGACAUGACAUCAAACGCGCGUAUAGAACAGUCGGUCGCGUCUGAAAUUCUUAACAGGACUCUAGAGUACGAGGAGCGCGAGUAUUUCAGACAGUUUGACGCGAUGACGAGUCAAGCGGGCAAUAUAGAUAACAAAACCAACGCCAUCAUAGAACGCCUAUCAGACUCAUUGGAGAAUGAGUAUACGUUGCCUGAGGUAUCCCGCAUUUUAGAGGCCCACAUGGAGACGGCUGAACAAAUGUGGCGCGCGGGCGACCUCACGCGCUACGUUUCAAUAAGUCCUACUGGCUCUGUGCAUGAACACGACGAUGCAGAGUCUACUUUAGUACCUAGUACAGACGUUUCUUUUGAAGACACAUUGAUUGAAGAUAACGUCAACACGACUGCUCUCACAGAAAUCGACGACUCCGGCAUUGGAGUAUCUUUAAACGACGAUGAAACCGAAAUAAACGACAAUCCAAUUGGGAUUAUCUAUCACACAGAUGCUGAGGGUGGAAUGGAAAAAAACUGUAACGCUAGUUGUAGUCCUACAAAUAAUGAAAACAAUCCAUUGGACGACAAUAACGAUUCGAAAUUAGACGAUUACGUAUCUGUUGUCGGCGAUUGUGAAUUAGCUAAUGAAGUGUUCGAAGAUUGUGAAGAUUUGUUGGAAAAAGCUGAAAAUGUUUGUGAUGUCGACGCGGACACUGCAGUCGGAGCCGAUUUUGAUCGAUCGAAUGAAAACUUUUCUUUGGAAAUGAAAUUGGCUUUAGAGAUUGACAGAAACGUGACUGAUUGAUGGAUUUUUAAAAUUAACAAAUACUUUGUUUUUUUUUACUAGAGCACAUGGGCGCAACCCCUAUUUAGUAUUCACAUGUUGGCAUGUCGACUGAUGAUUUAUUAAUUAGUGUAGUGUUACGUUGUGGGAAGCACGUCAUAAACAAUUUUAUGCACUAUAUAAAUGCAAUGCAGUAUCCAUGAGUCAUUCGCAUACAAAAAAAGUCCCAUCUUUCGAUUCAUAAACAAAAUUCAAAGCAUGGAGCAUUGGCUACGAUAUGUUUAAGGUCACAUAUCCCUAUGUGAACUAAAUUCCGUAAUUCGCCAUAUAAGGUAACAUGUAAAAAAUAUAUGUGAACUUGAACGCAAGUAGUACGGCGUUUCUAAAGAACAUUUUUUUUAUAGCAGAAUAUUUUCUUUUGUUUAUCUUUAAUUUUAAUAUGGAUUAGGAUAAUGUUUCAUUUUGUUAAACCAUUAAUAUAUUAUUGUUAAAAAAAAAGAUUAUAUUAACAAACUAAAAUUUAUUUUAUAACAAUACAACUACAAUACAUUAAUUUAUUGCACCUAGUUUAAUUUGUUGUAAUAAAAUAAUUAAAUGU